AUGUAUAAGAGGUCAAAGGUGGAGGGCACCAGUAGUUCACAAACAUCUUCAGUUGGGAUUCCCGUCAGUUGGGAUUCAGUCGAUUGUGGCUCAAUAUCCUCCAUUGCGAAUCCUUACACUCCCAACAAGAUGGAGUUCGUGUCCGACCCAGAGCCUGCUGCAAGCGCAGUGGAUGUCAUGCCUGAUAAUGAAUUUUUGGUACUUUUCGGGCAAAAUCUACGGUUUGAUAAUCUGGAAUUGGAUAAUUUAAGCUUACCUUUUGCUCACAAAUCUGUUAACCUCUCCGCUGGAAAAAGUGCUAUCAGAGCCGGUUUCCCGAGGAGAUCCGAUUCCGAUGAUACAUAUCAAUCGAAUGUGAGGACUACGGACUGUGAUCAAUCAGCUAGUCUAGCAACUGAUCUGACGUUUCCUUUAGCUCAGGAUUUGAAAAGUUAUUUUUCUCUCUUUCCUUUAGAUUACGAGUUUGAUAAAGAUUCAUUGAUUCAGUUAUGGAUAGCUGAAGGUUUUAUCAUGAAUGAAUCAACAACAUUGAGAAUGGAAGACUUAGGCAGUCUGUAUUUCAGUCGUCUGUUAGAUGAGGGAUUUAUAGUAACUUCUGGAUACUAUCAUAGUUGUGACAAGUUCAAGUACAAAGUGGAUGAGGCUAAGACUGGGGAACGUUUGAUGUUUGAUGGUAACAAGCUGGAUGAUAUCCCUGCAAGUUCACGCCGUUUGUCACUGCGCUGCAUGGACAUCAAUCAUAGGACAUCUGUGGCUAUCAAAAAAUGUGAGCUUCUAUCGACAUUGCUUUUAUUUCCACAUCAUGGCUCAUGCAUCAAGCACAUUCCUCGUGAUAUCUUUUUGAGCUUAAAGGGUUUGCUUGUCUUGAAUUUGAGUCAGUUAGACAUACUUGAAAUUCCAAGCUCUAUCGGGGGCAUGACGUCUCUGCUUUACCUUGAUGUCUCUGAGACUCCAAUCAAAUGGUUGCCCGAAUCAGUUGGUUGCCUUCAAAAGUUGCAGACUCUAAAACUCAGAUGUUGUUUCAACCUUCUUGGAUUACCGAAAGCCACAAAAAAACUAAUAAAUCUGCGGCAUCUUGAUUUAGAUGUGGUCAGCCAAUUGAAUUCGAUGCCUGCAAGUUUGGGAUGCUUGAUCAACCUUCAGACCUUGUCGGCAUUUAUUAUUGGUGAAUACGAUGGGUGCCGAAUUGGGGAGCUGAAGAAUAUGAGUAACCUUAGUGGAGAGUUUUGCUUGGUAAGGCUGGAAAAUGUGGUCAAUUCGAAAGAGGCUAUUGAAGCAGCAUUGUGGGAGAAAAGGUACAUUCAAAAGUUGGAGUUAAACUGGAGUGAUUCAUGUUCUGAAACAAUUAAUGAACAAGAGGAAAUUCUUGAACAUCUUCGACCCCAUAAAGAUCUUCAGGAGUUGAAAAUAAAUUUUUAUAGUGGUUCGAAGCUUCCAAGUUGGAUCAGCAGUCCAUCAUAUUUCAACCUUGUCAGUAUCUCCUUCUACAAGUGCAUAAAUUGUCAAUUUCUCCCCUCUAUUGGUACUUUACCUUCACUCAAGUUUCUUUACAUAAAUGAAAUGAACUGCGUGAAAGAGAUCAGCCAACAGUUUUUCAAAAACAACAACCAAGGUCAAGUGGUUUAUGCAUUUCCAAAACUAGAGAAACUGUCAAUCGAUGUCAUGCUUGGUUUGGAAGAAUGGAAGGAAAUAGAGCUUGGUGAUCUGCCAUGCUUACUUAAACUGACCAUGCAGUGCUGCCCGGAACUUGUUACUCUUCCUUCAUUUGCAGGCCUGGACUCACUCAAGCAUUUGGAAAUAAUUGACUGCCCGAAGCUUCCUUCCUUGCCUGAAGGACUACCAACAUCACUUGAGUUUCUUCUUGUAAAAGAUUGCCCUAUACUUAAGGAACGGUGCAACUCUGAGAGUGGCGAAGAUUGGCAGAAAGUGUCUCAUGUGCCCCAUAUUUGGAUUGAUCUUGAGGAGAUUUCCUCUGUUAACUCAAAGUGCUGA
Tripterygium wilfordii is the source of this 1992-nucleotide messenger RNA. RefSeq names its product putative disease resistance protein At3g14460. The transcript has a single exon. Lineage: Eukaryota; Viridiplantae; Streptophyta; Magnoliopsida; Celastrales; Celastraceae. Bases 1 to 1992 code for a protein of 663 amino acids. The record is from RefSeq and is a predicted model, not a curated record.